CUAUUAAAAAUGUAGGAGUAAGAUUGUGCUUUUGCUCGUGGUUGUUACGAAAGAAUUCAAAAAUGACUUUUCUCUUUGCGAGGAGGAGAGAAAAACGCGUGCGCGCGGUGGCGCAGUGUAAAGUACACCAAAGUAUAUAACCUCAAAAUCAGGGCGGCUGAUACGAUUGACAGAAUUGACCGAGCCUGAUGAGAGCACAUAUAAGCGUCAAUCGGAAUGGGUUUUUACAAAAGGUACUGAACAAAUCAACACGAAUACUUGAUCAACUAUGAAACGGUGAAAAGUGAAAACGCAACGAAUAAUCGCGUUAUUCCCAUGGCAUUUCCGCUUAAUGAUCAGGUUUAUACGAAAUCUUUCACACCCAGAGAGUACCAUGUUCAGUUACUGUAUGCCGCCAAGACGCGAAACAUAAUUGUUUGUUUGGGAAAGAACACUGAACAAACUUUCAUCGUUACAAAAUUAAUACAAGAAUUUGCCACUGGAAAUAGAAGAUCUUUGCAAGACGGAGGUAAACGAAUAGUAUACCUAUUGAACGACGAGGAACGAUGUUCCAGCAAGGCAAAUUAUAUACGACAACUGACCGAUCUUGGAGUAACGGAAGGGCGUGUAGAAUCCCUGGAGUUAUUGGAAGAUGCUGGGGUUCUAACAUGCACUGUAGAGGCGUGCCAAGAAUCUCUGGCUCUGGGAAAUCUUUGUCCAGCGUCAGUGAAUUUGAUAGUCGUGGACGAGUGUCAGAUGGUUGCAACCGACAAACGUUUGGGCCAAGUGUUGGAAGCGUUUAUAAAAUGCAAGGAAUCGCCGCGAGUAGUUGGUUUGGCGGUGCCCUUAUUCGACCUGGCUGGCGAACCCGGCAGACUGAGUCUCGAGAUCGAGAGGCUGGAAAAAAUCUACGAUUGCGAAGUGGAAACAGCCAGCGACAUUCUCUCUGUUUUGAGAUACGGUCCAAAACCCCGAGAGUACAUUAUAGAGUACGACGAGAAAGGGGAAAAAACAGAUUUGGAGAAAAGCCUGGAAGAUUGUGCGCUGCACGCGCUGGAUUUUCUCAAAGAUCAUCGUUACGAUCCGAGCGAAAUUUAUAACGAACAAUUCUUCGAGGAUAUACAAAAAAUACCCGACCCGACAGAAAAACCGUGCGAGCUCGUUGAAGAUUUUCUAUGCGUACUACGUACACUUGGACCUUGGUGCGCCGACCGAGCGGCACUCGCCGUUCUCGUCCGCACUGAAAAGCUCAAAAUAAAAACUCCGUACGAACGACAUUAUCUUCUUCUUAACAUGGUCUCCUCGAUUAUGAUUAAAAUACGUGCUUUGUGCGAUAGCGCCUUCGACUCUCUGACCGACAGGGAGAAAAUAUAUCGUUACUCAAAACCCAAAGUUCAUCGGCUUUUGGAUACUCUUAAAACUUAUACACCUUCGUCUACCAAUUCGACCAAUUGCACGAAGGAUAGGCCCGGAAAAACGGCGAGUAGUGGAAGCCUCACAGGAAGUACAACAACGCCACCGAAGCCGACAACAAUUUUACCCCACAGAAAUAGUUCCUAUCAAUCGAGAAGAGGUGGUGGACAUUGGAGAUCGAACGAUGACAGGCAUAAAACGGGGAGACAUCAUCGAGGUGUCACUGACCCUGAUCUCCUGUGUGGUGUCGUUUUCGUUGAGUCGAGCUUCACGGCGAAAAUCCUUUUUUAUCUGCUAAACGAAGUAUCCCAGUGCGAUGAGAAUCUUCAUUUUCUCUCGCCGUUGUAUACGAUUGAGAGAAAUCAAGAUGAAUCAAGUUUCUCUCGGGAUGUCGAAAUGGAGCACAGAAAGCAGGAAGAAGUUUUGAAAAGAUUUCGAAUACACGAGUGCAAUUUGCUGAUAGCAACUUCAAUACUUGAACAUGGUAUAGAAAUUCCAAAGUGUAAUUUCGUAAUGAGAUACGAUUUUCCAAAAAAUUAUCAGUCUUACGUACAGUGUAAAAGUCGGGCUCGAGCGAUUGAUGCUCUUCAUGUACUUCUCAUACCUGCUGUCGAAUCCAAACAACGUCUUUGGCAGCUAGCGCAGUAUCACUAUAUUGAAAAGAUUCUCUUAGUCAAGUGUCGUAACAACGAGCCGAGUGAGGACGAAGAAAACGAGGCCGACUUGUACGCUCCGAUCGUUCCUCAUUAUCAGCCUCUCGAGAGCGAGGACGCACCCAAAGUUUCCUUCAACUCGGCGAUAUCUCUCGUGAAUAUAUACUGCGCCAAACUACCGAGCGACACUUUCACGCGUUUGACGCCUGAAUGGAGCAUCGAUCAAGUCGACGGCGUAGAUAAUACUUCCAUGUACACAUGCUCUCUUCGUCUGCCCAUUAAUUCGCCUGUUAAAUACGUCAUUUCCUCAUACCCGAUGCCAAACCGAGCGAUGGCUCGAAGACUCGCAGCUCUUCAAAUGUGCAUACAAUUACAUAAAGAGAACGAGAUUGAUGACAAUCUUUUGCCGAUUGGCAAGGAAAAUUUCAAAGCUCGUCCCGAGGAUGCCGAAGUUCCUGCUUUGCCUGACGAGAGUCGAGUCGAUGAUUCCGAAGCGAGGCCCGGUACAACGAAACGUCGACAAUAUUACUAUAAAAAGACGGCCGAGGCAUUGACCGAUUGCAGGCCCGUCGUCGGCGCACCUGCUUAUCUUUACCAUAUCAACAUGUCUUUGAGUUGCCCUUUGCCGGAAGAACAAAAUACUCGUGGACGUCGAAUUUAUCCACCGGAGGAAUCGGCCAUUGGUUUCGGUAUCCUGACGCUCAAAAAAAUUCCCAAGCUCUGCCCGUUUCCAAUCUACACAAGAUCCGGUGAAGUCCGAGUCGAACUGAAGCUCAGCAAAAACAUGGUCGUUCUCGAUGCGGCCAAGAUCGAAAGAGUCGCCACUUUUCUAAAUUACACGUUUACCAACGUACUGAGAUUACAAAAAUAUCUCAUGCUCUUUGAUCCCAACGCAUCUGAAAAUUCUUACAUUAUUGUUCCUAUAAAAAGUACGAGUGAUGGAAACAACGAUGAUAUCAACGUAGAUUGGAAUUUUUUGGAACACAUUUACGAGAACCGAGACGCGAUACCGCGGGAGGUUCCGCAAGAGGAGAGAGUCAAUUUCACGUUCGAUUCAUCAAAGUAUCACGACGCGGUUAUCAUGCCCUGGUACAGAAACCAAGAUCAACCGCAGUAUUUUUACGUUGCCGAAAUUUGUACAAACUUGAAUCCAAAGUCAUCCUUUCCCGGCGACGGUUACACCACCUUCGAGGAAUAUUAUUUCAGGAAGUAUAACAUUCGGAUACAAAACGCGUAUCAACCCCUGUUAGACGUUGACCAUACGUCAGCUCGAUUGAAUUUCCUCACGCCUAGGUACGUAAAUAGGAAAGGUGUGGCGUUGCCGACAAGUAGCGAAGAGACGAAAAGAGCCAAACGCGAAAAUUUGGAACAGAAACAAAUAUUGGUUGCUGAACUAUGCGCCAUUCAUCCUUUCCCAGCUUCAUUAUGGCGCCAGGCGGUUUGUCUGCCUUGCAUUUUGUACCGGAUAAACGCUCUUCUGCUAGCAAAUCAAAUACGGUGUCAGGUCGCUCGAUCUAUAAGCUUGGGUCAGGAAAAUUUAGACAAUGAUUUGGAAUGGCCUCCCCUGAACUUCGGCUGGAGCUUGGCUGAAGUAUUGAGAAAAUCAAAAGAGGCUGAGAAAAAAGCUAAAAUCGAGGAUGCCGCCAGAGGAGUAGAAUUGGAAAAGAAAGACGAGAAACCAACUUCCGAGGAAGAGAAAGAAAGCGGUGAGAUAAAGGACGAAGGUACCGGAUGGGGCUGUGACGAUGAUGACGAAUUGGAGAUCGGUACUUGGUCAAACGACAUGGCUGGAAAUACAAUGAGCCACGGGGUCGACAUUACGACCGGUAGUGCGUUCCCGAUAGAUUCACAACUCAACUGGGGUGACGUGAGAUACGGAUCACCGGCGGCGUGUGAUUCGGACGUGGACGCUUACGACUCGGACGAGACAUGCAGCGACGGUAUGUUGGAUUAUUCGGACGAGAGUGACGACGAGAGUCGAGGUCUUAAAAUAUCUUACAUGGGAGAAAACGUCGCCGAGGCAGUGGAGGAUGAGUCCCAAAUAACGAAACGCCGUAUAAACAAAAAGAUUCUUGAUCUUUUGGAAACUGAAAAAAAUGGGGACGUGCCUCGGUGGCCAGAGCGAGGAAAUCCUGACUCGGUCAAUCAUCAGGACGAAACUCUCGCUGCGAUCCACAGGGAUCUUCAUUAUCAAUUUGUUAAAGAAAGAGAGAUUGAAAUAGUGACGAACGGUUCGUUGAUAACGAGCGAUCGGCCAAUCAAAAUUCAACGAAGAAAUAACGUUCUUCGUUGUAGUGAUGGUGGUGCGAACAUUUUGAACGAUACUUUGGAAUACAACGAUUAUGUAACGGAAGUUGCAGAUAUGUUAAAAGCCGAUAUGAGUCGUAAAUUUGACAGAUCGAACGCGCCCAAUAAAUUAAAAUCGCCAGAAAACGAGACAGAUUCGAGUUUGUACGUGGCUGACGAGGAACUUUUUAGCUUUGACAAGCAACCGGAAUUGGAAGGACAUCCAGGUCCGAGCCCUAGUCUUAUUCUCCAGGCAUUGACAAUGUCAAACGCAAAUGAUGGCAUUAAUUUGGAGCGACUCGAAACCAUUGGAGAUUCUUUCCUUAAGUACGCGAUCACGAGUUAUCUCUAUUGCACGUACGAUAUAAUACACGAGGGAAAGCUCAGUCACUUGAGAUCGAAGCAGGUGAGCAAUUUGAAUCUCUACCGUUUGGGACGACGAAAGAUGCUCGGAGAGAGUAUGAUAGCGACGAAAUUCGAACCUCAGGACAAUUGGCUACCGCCGUGUUACUACGUGCCGAAAGAACUCGAACAAGCUCUCAUCGAGUCUGGUGUUCCUUCGACUUUAUGGAACCAGGCUGACAUUCCUUCCCUCCGGGCUCUCGACCCCACCGAAAUAACUCAACUUGUCAAAGAAACCGAACACAAACUCGGUAGAAUGAGGAUCGAACUUGAUCGUAAUGAAACUCGAGCGAUCAAUGAUUUAGACGAUUUACAAUGUUUUAUACCCUACAACCUUAUAACUCAACACAGCAUUCCGGACAAAAGUAUCGCGGAUUGUGUCGAGGCUCUCAUCGGAGCUUACCUUAUUGCGUGUGGACCCAGGGGAGCUCUUCUUUUCAUGGCAUGGCUCGGAAUUAACGUUUUACCAAGUCGAGAAAUCCGGCUCUAUCAGGAAGCACCACCGACGAAUUAUGUUCCUGGCAGUACACCUUUCGUUAGAGAGGUCGAUGCAGACACUGGUCAAAUAUCCUGGAGUCAGAUUCAAUAUGGAAAAUUAGAAGAGCCCCCGAAUCCACUGCUGAGACACGCUCCGGAUCCAGAAAAUGAACUCGCCUCGAUGCUCGAUGGCUACGAGAGGCUCGAGCUCGCUAUAGGUUACCACUUCCGUGACCGAAGCUAUCUUCUUCAGGCUUUUACCCACGCUUCCUAUCAGCCGAAUAGACUUACAGAUUGUUAUCAACGUUUGGAAUUCCUCGGCGACGCGGUCCUCGAUUAUCUGAUAACUCGACAUUUGUACGAGGAUUCACGGCAACAUUCACCUGGUGCGCUCACCGAUCUCAGAUCUGCUCUCGUGAACAACACCAUAUUCGCCUCUCUCGCUGUACGCUGUGGCUUUCAUAAAUACUUUAGACAUUUAUCACCUGGCUUGAACGUCGUUAUUGAUCGGUUCGUCAGAAUACAAGAAGAGAACGGGCAUUCCAUCAGCGAAGAGUAUUAUCUUAUUGGAGAGGAAGAUCGGGAGGAAGCAGAGGACGUUGAAGUGCCAAAAGCUCUUGGUGACGUGUUUGAGUCACUGGCCGGUGCCAUAUACCUCGAUAGUCGAAUGUCCCUCGAUGCAGUUUGGGGAGUGUACUAUAGAAUAAUGAAAUCCGAAAUCGAAUUAUUCAGCACCAACGUGCCGAAAUCACCGAUUCGUGAGCUACUGGAACUCGAGCCGGAAACUGCGAAAUUUGGAAAACCGGAAAAGCUCGCGGAUGGAAGGAGAGUGAGAGUAACGGUCGACGUGUUUGGCAAAGGCUCGUUCAAGGGCAUCGGACGAAAUUACAGAAUCGCAAAGUGUACGGCGGCGAAGUGCGCGUUAAAGAAAUUGAAGAGAACACAGACUUCUCAGCGGGACAAGCUAUGACUAAAAGGCAUGUGCAGUUCCGCAGGUAUACUCACUUAAUUGAAAUAAACACUAUUGAAAUUUACCUGAAAUUUCAUUUUCUUUUUUCGUACAAUGUAUGUGUAUAUUGUAUAGAGAAAUGAAAUAGAAAAGAAAGCGAUCGUUUGACAA
This is a messenger RNA of Venturia canescens, 6330 nucleotides long. It is a transcript of the gene Dcr-1, whose product is annotated as Endoribonuclease Dcr-1. Gene Ontology annotation, molecular function: protein binding; deoxyribonuclease I activity; RNA binding. The record is from RefSeq and is a predicted model, not a curated record. The transcript has 21 exons. The coding region runs from base 316 to 6180 and encodes 1954 amino acids. Gene Ontology annotation, cellular component: RISC complex; cytoplasm; nucleus. NCBI's taxonomy places the organism in Eukaryota, Metazoa, Arthropoda, Insecta, Hymenoptera, Ichneumonidae. Gene Ontology annotation, biological process: pre-miRNA processing; apoptotic DNA fragmentation; siRNA processing.